Myotis brandtii (Brandt's bat) is the source of this 1857-nucleotide messenger RNA. It is a transcript of the gene KIFC2, whose product is annotated as kinesin family member C2. NCBI's taxonomy places the organism in Eukaryota, Metazoa, Chordata, Mammalia, Chiroptera, Vespertilionidae. Gene Ontology annotation, molecular function: ATP binding; microtubule motor activity; microtubule binding. Bases 1 to 1857 code for a protein of 618 amino acids. Gene Ontology annotation, biological process: microtubule-based movement. The record is from RefSeq and is a predicted model, not a curated record. The transcript has 17 exons.
AUGUACGCCUUCUACUCGCUGCUCAUCUACAUCUUCUACAGCCUUUUCCGCAGGGAUGGAGGGGCCGGGGCGUCCGCCGACUCCAGGGACCCCGCCCAGAGUGCCCGCUGCAAGCCCGGGGAUCGCCGCCGUCCCCACCAGCCCCCUGCAGAACUGUGGACCGAGCUGACCGGCCUGGUCGGCUGCGCAGAGUCGGAAGAUGAGCCUGGAGAGGGAUCCGAGGGCCGCCCCGCUGAGGUCUCCCUGGAAGAGGCUCUCGUGCGUCUUGCCGAGUUCCUUUCAGUCCAGCUGGGGGCGGAAGAGAGCUGCGGGUAUCCUGCCGGUCUGAGCAAGCCUGGUGAUGUCCCCCCACUGUUGACGGUGACUGGUCAGCUCUUGGCUCUCCUGGCAUGGAUUCGGAGCCCCAGGGGGAGGCAGGCCCUGCCCCAGGAAACUCAGCCAGCCUCGAGGGUGCAGCCCCCCACUACUGCUGGACCCACAACCCAAGAAAACCCUUCCCUUUCACCGAGGGCUGAGGCCCAGGGGCAGCAGCCCCCCCAGUUGGCGGAGGACCAGAGGGCUUGGCAGCAGCUGGAGCAGCUCGUUCUUGGACAGCUGGAGGAACUGAAGCAGCAGCUGGAUCUGCAGGAGGAAGGGCUGGGCCAACUUCACCUGGGAGUGGGGGCGACAGACUCCGAGAAAAGGGUGCAGCAUCUAACCCUGGAGAACGAGGCCUUGAAACAGAGCCUGAUCCUCACUCAGGAUCUCCUGAGACACUGGGGUGCUGGCCUCCCUGCCAGGGCUCCCCAGGAGGAGGCAGAGGCACUGGUGGAGCUCCAGGGCCAGCUUCAGGAGGCCCAGGAGGCCACAGAAACCCUCCGAGUCCAGCUGGGGGUGCAGGAGGUGCAGCUGCAGGGCCUCCGGGGGGCCCUCCGGCAGCUCCAGCAGGAAACAGAGCAGAGCUGCAGAAGGGAGCUGCAGCAGGUGCACGGGCAGCUGGCAGGACUCCGGGCACGCAUGGCCAGCCUGCGUCAGGGCUGCGGGGACCUCCGCGGUCUGGUCAGCACCUUUACCCAGAGCUGCCAGGGCUCCCUGAGCGAGGCCCGGGGCCAGGUAUCCUGGGCCCUGAGGGCACUGUCAGUCAAUGGGGCGGGGCCUCAGCUUCCCGAAGGGCAGCAGGAGCCCCCAACCGGAUGCCCAGGGCGGCUACUGGAGCUCAAGGGAAAUAUCCGCGUGCUGUGUCGGCUGAGGCCAGGGACGCCCUCCAGCCUGGUGAGCUCGGAGCCCGGCCCAGGCGGCACGGUCACCACCUGCUAUCGAGGGCACCAGCGUCGCUUCCGCCUGGACUGGGUCUUCCCUCCAGACGCCAGCCAGGAAGAGGUCUUCAGGGAGCUGGAGCCCGCGGUGCUGUCCUGCCUCCGAGGCUACAGUGUCUGCAUUUUCACCUAUGGCCAGACAGGGACUGGAAAGACCUACAGCAUGGAGGGCCCACCCGAGGACCCCGGCAUAGCUCCUAGGGCGCUGCAGUCACUGUUCCGGGAGAUGAGGGCCGGAGGGCACCCCCGAGUGACCCUCAGCAUGGUGGAGAUCUACAACGAGGCUGUCAGGGACCUCCUAGCCCCCGGGCCCCCUGAGCGCUUGGCCGUGCGGCAGGGCCCUGAAGGUCAGGGAGGGAUCCAAGUGGCCGGCCUCACGUACUGGGAUGUGCCCAACCUGGAGACCCUGCACCAGAUGCUGAGCCUGGGGAGGAGCAACCGGGCCACCGCCGCCACCGCCAUGAACCAGCACAGCUCUCGCUCUCACGCGCUGGUCACGCUGACACUGGAGGCAGCGUCUCCCCCGCGCGGCCCAGGUGCCACCUUCGGCCCAGACAGUUGA